AUGCCUCGCGAGAAACAGAAAAGAGGGCGCCGUGCGCAAGAAAAGGAAAACAAGCGAAAACUCGAAGACGACCACGAGGAGCCAGCACUCAAACGACAGAAACCAACCGAGGACCAGCUCGAGGCCGCAGACUACAUACCAUUGACCUCUGGCGAACAGGAGGAACAAAUUGAACAGUACGAACAGGAUGCACCGGUCGCGGAUCAGAACGAUACACCUUUUUACGGAUUGCUCGACACCGAAGAGCAGGAAUAUUUCUCAAGGGCCGCCGAAGUUCUCGAAUUGAAUCAAUUCCAGACCGCCGAGGAACAGAGCAUUUUCGUCGAGAGUGUAUAUGAAGAAGCAAAAGGAAAGGAAUUGAAAAUUGCAUGCAGUCAGUCCUGUUCACGUCUUCUGGAGAAGAUUAUUUCUCUUUCAAGUACCGAUCAGCUCCGACGACUCUUUGGCAAGUUUCUUGGACAUUUCCUGCACCUGGUACAACAUCGAUUCGCGAGCCACUGCUGCGAGACACUCUUCGUCAAAGUUGCGCCCGCACUUACUCACAAAGCAUCCACGACUAAAAAGCUAAUUAUCGAGGAAGAAGGAAGCGACGAACCCUCUCUAUCACUCGCCGAUAUGUUUCUGCAGGUUGUUUCGGAGCUUGAGGGUAACUGGGGAUAUCUCUUGACGGAGAGGUUCGCGUCUCAUACAAUUCGUGUUCUUCUACUUGUCUUGGCAGGCGAGCCUGUGGACUUGGCAUCACAUGGCUCUCUUGUUGCGAGCAAGGCAAAAGAGGGUGUCGAAGUUCAUCGGAUAGAGGGACAAGAGCAGGUCAUUUCCGCGAAAAAGCAUACUGUGCCGGAUACAUUUUUGAAUGUUCUGAAAAAGGUUAUGGCUGAUAUGACCGCUGGGCUGGAUGAUACUUAUUUGAGAGCAUUGGCCACUCACCACGUCGGAAAUCCUGUUUUGCAGCUUCUGGUGUCCUUGGAACUAUCCCACUUCGGCAAGUCGACCGCCAAAGAUUCACGCUCCGUCUUACGACGAUUGAUACCGGACGAUACAAUGGAGGAGGGUACACAGAGUGCUAUCUUCUUGACCGGGUUGUUAUAUGAUCCUGUCGGCUCGAGAUUAGUUGAGACCAUUGUGCGCUCUGCGCCUGGAAAGCUAUUCAAGAAUAUCCACAAAAAUAUAAUCCGUGAGAGGAUAGCGUCUCUCUCGCGCAAUGAGAUUGCUUCAUAUGUCCUUGUCCGAUGCUUGGAGCGAGUUGGCCGAGAUGAUCUCCAAACGGAUUUGGAGAUGAUUAUCCCGGAAGUCCCUAAUCUUAUUGAGAGAUCGAGACUUACUGUGCCUAGAGCACUAAUUGAGCGAUGUCUCGUUCGCAAUAUCGACACUACCCCUUUAGCAAAGACAUUGCAGGAAUCACUCGAUGAAAAUCCAGUCAAGAGGUUACAGCAGUUACUCGAAGUCAACAAUCCAGAUGGUCCUGCAGAGGAAAAAGCCCCAUCUGAGAGACCAGUGCAAGGAAAAGUAAAAGCGUCACCGGUACUCUUGCACAAAUCACUAUUUGUACAAAAGAUGCUAGAGGCCCCUGGUGCGCUAAGUGAACUCGUCUACUCUGGCUUAUUAGCAACAUCUACAGACGCCAUCAUCAAUAUGGCCUGCAAUUCAGUCACUUCACACGUCUUGCAAAAGGCUCUCACAGCAUCAACAUCAACAAUUCAGUUUCGGCGUCAGUUCGUGCCUCAGUUCUCCAGCCAUAUGAAGCAACUCGCUCUUGAUACUAGUGGUUCUCACGUGGUUGAUACCCUCUGGGAUGCAACCAAAGAUAUAUACUUUGUCAAAGAAAGAUUGGCGCAGGAGUUAGCCGACAGCGAACAUGAGCUCCGCGAUUCAUUUAUUGGCCGCGCAGUAUGGAAGAAUUGGUCAAUGGAUCUCUAUAAGCGACGACGAGGAGAAUGGAAAGGAAAGGCAAAGGGACUCGACGAUCAAGUAAAAAAUUUGAACAUUGGCGAUGAGAAGCCACGGACCAAGUCGAAACUUGAUCUUGCUAGGGAGAGGUAUGAUGCUGCACAGAAAUCUGCUGCCGGCAGGAGUAGCAUAGUCACGAAGUCUUGA
This is a messenger RNA of Talaromyces amestolkiae, 2094 nucleotides long. RefSeq lists its product as uncharacterized. The record is from RefSeq and is a predicted model, not a curated record. Gene Ontology annotation, molecular function: RNA binding. Gene Ontology annotation, biological process: endonucleolytic cleavage to generate mature 5'-end of SSU-rRNA from (SSU-rRNA, 5.8S rRNA, LSU-rRNA); ribosomal small subunit export from nucleus; endonucleolytic cleavage in ITS1 to separate SSU-rRNA from 5.8S rRNA and LSU-rRNA from tricistronic rRNA transcript (SSU-rRNA, 5.8S rRNA, LSU-rRNA). NCBI's taxonomy places the organism in Eukaryota, Fungi, Ascomycota, Eurotiomycetes, Eurotiales, Trichocomaceae. The coding region runs from base 1 to 2094 and encodes 697 amino acids. The transcript has a single exon. Gene Ontology annotation, cellular component: nucleolus; 90S preribosome; preribosome, small subunit precursor.